CUAAAACUUUUGACUGGUAGUGUAUAUCAUUAAUUUAUGAGUAAAAAAAAACCUUAAGAUUGCCCCUUUUAAGACUAUCAAAAGUGCUCGAGUUUGAGCAUGUGUCUGUUAGGCCUUAGGCCUUCUCCAGCAAUAAUUAGAUUGAGCAAUAAAAGCCCCACUCGUGGUCUUCUUAAAUUAAACUAGUUUUUGACAGUUUGGAGCACAAUACCGUGGAGGAGUUUGGAAUGUAGGAACUCCCUCACACUUGUAUUUCAUAGGCUGGGAUCCGCACCAUGCAGCUGUUGCAAGAGGGCAUUUUUCACCAGCUGUCUGCUGAUCGCAAAAAUAAUGAUUGAUAGGCAGCUUAAACUUCUUCAAUUCAACCAUUAUUGGGUUAGGGCUCCCGAGUGGUGCACCUCUCAGUGCUAGAGGCGUCACUACAGACACCCUGGUUUUAAUCCAAGCUGUAUCACAACCGGCCGUGAUUGGGAGGCCCAUAAGAGAGAUUAAAGUAGAUGUCACACGUCAAAAUUUGAUGGAUGACCCUAUGUGAGCCUAUGUGACCGCUAUGUGAACCUAAAGGGCUGCCUGUCAGGACAUCCUGAUGGUUAGGUGGGGGUCUUUGGGUAAGGGUCCAGUUGUCAGGUCAACCGGUAAUGAUUUAUGACCCAAGCCUGAUUUAUGACCCUAUGUAAUGAUUUAUGACCCUAUGUCCUGUUGUAGCAGGCAUGCCCAUAUUUGGGCUUCCGGUCAGGACAUCCUGGCCGGGGUGGGGGUCUUUGGGGUAAGUGUCAAGCUGUCAAUGUCGUAAAUCAAAAAAAGAUCAUGAUUUAUGACCCUAUGUAGUGAUUGAUGCCCCAAUGGUUUGUAGAAAGGGGGCAUGCCCAUAUUUGGGCUUCCGGUCAGGACAUCCUGAUGGUUAGGGGGGGCUUUUUGGGGUAAGUAAGUGACCAGGUGUCAUGUCAAACUGUUCCUGGAUGUCUAGUGUUGGGGGUUGUUAAUGAACAUUUCAAAGAGGCUGGCUUUGCAGAAGCCUUAUAAAGCCCCAAAACAAUGCAUGUUUAAGAUUGUACAAGAUAAACCCCCUGAAUAUUAAACAAAAAUGACACAUAUGUCAAUUUAUGGUAUGUUAUGCUCGGCUUGUCAUGAACCCAGUGAACAAAGCAUUGAGGAAGUUCUGUGUGAAGCUCCAGAAUGUUUUAAAGGAUUUUUGGGUACGAGUGAGGGCCAUAUGUCUUACAUAUUCCAGCCGGAGGAUUCUACGGUAAAGAUCUUCAACGCCAGUGGCCCCAAACCCGUUUAUCCGGCAAAUCCUGGGAGUUUUUCUCCUGCUCUGGGCAUGAGAGAAUGGCUAAACAUCAGGCUGGCUCUUUGUAAAAUUGAACAGGUCCUGAGUGGCACAGCUGUGCCAGGCUAUGCGUUGGAAGAACAGGUCCUCGGCCGCAGUGAUCUCAAGGCUCUAAGAAUUGCUUCAAUGGACUAUAGCCCUGACAACAAAGUGACAAUUUUAGCCUGUGAAGUUUAUGAUGCGGGUAAUGCUACAAAGUCUGUCAAUUCUCCAGUAGCAUCCAGAGCAUGCAAAGAUGUCAACUUUUUUAUUCCUGUGUUUAGUUUUAAAUGGGUGGAUUAUCCAAUUUUCAUAACACUUAUGAAUAAGCUGGACAUUCUCUUCAAAAAUCGCGAACAGUUAAGGCGCUGGCCUCGACUUUUCUUGAGACAUAACCAGGACCAAAAGGCCCGACGUAGGAUGUACCCCUGGAGUGAAAACUUACCAAGUGUUGAUGAGCCUGGCAAGAGAUCCCGGCAUUUUGAUGACCAACUGGACACUGACAAUAGGGGGUGGUUGCAUCAGAUCCCUGGAUCUGUAAGAAAGGCUUCGUAAAAUACCUUAAGAAUGUAACGCUAUAAAAUGUAUGUACUAAAUAUUUUGAAUGAAAUAAAUGGUUUUAAAAGCAGAAUCUCACCACGUUAUGAACUCUCGCGUUUGUUCACUCUUAGCGCAGUCUGUCCCUGAGAAAAAAAACUUGCGCAAUGUGCGUGCGUAUGAUGUAGUGGCUGUGUGUGUGUGUGUGUUUCAAAAACAGAAAAAGGGGGCGAGGUGUUUGUUAAAAAAAUACCCUUGCAUCUGCGCUCAAGGCUCUCUAUGCAUGGGGGUCGUUUGAAACCAAGGUUUGCACUAUCUGGCAAAACAGAUGCCUAAAAGUCAUUCAGCCCAGCGAUGUCGAGACCUCCCCACCCCAGCAUCUAGAUGCUAGCCCCCGGAGAUUUUAGAAUAUCAAAAAGAUACCUAAUGUUUAGACACCCCCAAUACCCUAUGUUUGAACCAAAUGGCUGGUGUUUGAACCACAUGCCUUAGGCUUCAAAGAUAACUUUGAGGCGGUUUUAGCGCGAAAAAAUACGACACCACUAGAGUCAGACGGCUACAAAAGCUAAGCAAAACAGGUCCCCUGUUAGCUUCGUUUUAGCGCAUUUACCCUACAGCAUUCCCCCAGGAAUAGUUAUCGGACGGACCCCGUUAAAAAAGAUCAUCUGGGAAAAACCUCCUCAUGGAUAUUUCUGAAGGUUAGUUCUUGAAAUAAAUAUUUACAUAUGCUAUAUAUUAGAUUUGUUUGUUCUUGGGAAUUGUUUGAAAACGUUGUAUGUUAUAGAAAUAUUAAACAGGCCUUAGGGCCCGGAUUCUUAACGUAUAAAAUGUCAAUAUUAGCUAAAAUGAUUAGAGCUUUAAUAUUAUCUAAUGUUUUUUUAGAUUCUCAAACCUUCACUCAGAUUCUCCGAGAUAUAACUGAACUCGAACCGGCCGUAGGGUCUCCGGAACAAAUUGCUUACAUCCCAACGCCGACCCUGAAUUGUACGGAAAUACAUCCUAGAACGGGUGCCAUAGGGAGUCUACACGGUUUCUGUGAAGGAUAUGCCUACGAGACAAUUUUGCCCUACUCCCAGGAUGUAUUUACACACAAGCCGCAAACAGAGACUUUAAACGGCCUGUCAACUCCCCUGACCCAGGACCGUUGGACGCCCCCUAUUAAACACCAACGGACAAUCAGGGCCCAGAUCCACAGGUCCGCUUCACCCGAACAAUACUACUGGGAGGGUAUUCACGAGACAGCUUUACAAGGACAAGGUAUGAAUCAAUUAUCAUUUAUAUAUAUAUUUUAUUUUUAUGCCUGAAUAUGUUUAAACAUGGACUAAUGCUGUUUUUUUUUAAAUUUCAGGCUCACAAGCUACAGACCAGGCAGAUGCUAUAAUUAGGGUUGCCCAAAGACAUGUUCCCGAGUUCUCAGAGCUUCUUCAGAACAGCCCUCUUCAAAAAAGCCGAGGUAUUUAAUUAAUGUAUUGUUAAUAUAUAGGCUUAUAUCUGAAAUGUAUUUUACAUUUUUAUCAAACAUAUUUUAGGGUUAAUAACCUAUUUUUCUGUAUGUAUUAUUUUUAAUGCAGACUCCUCGCCGGCUUAUAAAGACAUCCAAGAAGCUACACAUCUAGAUCCCGAGGAGGCGCCAAAGACCCCAGUCAACAGAACAGCGAAGCUUGAUGAUUUCAAAGUUUUAAAUGACAUUUCUGAGGUAGACGAUUUGAUGUUCUGUGAAGUGGCCAACCUUAUUGAAGCGGCCAAUUCUGGUGGGGCAACAGCCUCUUGUGAAAUAGACCAAGCCGUGCUUUUCAAGGCUUUUACACAGGGUUUAAAAUCACGAAAGGCUUUACUUCAACGUCGUAUGGGUAUUCUAUUCGAACAUCAAUACAAUCAGGAUGUGUCAUUCUGGCGUAGAGAGCUGCCCCGCAUGUUAAACAACAGUAGGGUUAAAACAAGCAAAUACCUCCGUUAAAAAACACAUAUGUAAAAAAACACAAGCACACACAUCCUUAAGUAGAGAAAUGGCGCCCCCUAUAGACCUAAGCGAGACAAUUGAAACCCUCUUAGCGGAAAUCCCUACAGAGCUCCAAGAUAUAAUUAACCAUAUGAAUGAUUCUGGGCUAAUUGACAUAGGGGCUAUAGAUGAAAACCUAUUAUCCCAGAUUCCCUCCGAACUCAUUGAAAUUAUUACACGUAUGAAUGAGUCAGGGUCUGCCGAUGAAAACAGGUUAUCACAGAUACCCGAAUCAAUCAUAUCUUUAAUUACCCAGAUGAACGAGAGCCCUAGGUUUAAUUCUGCACCCCCUACACCUCUAAGCCAUCCUUUAACACCCAUGUUCGAAGAGGAAACCCAAUACGAUGUUUUUGAACAGCUGAACAAAUGUCUAUCAAAUCUGGAGCGGGAAGGUCUUGAUCACAAUGUACAGAACGAGAGCCCUAGGUUUAAUUCUGCACCACCUACACCUCUAAACCAGCCUUUAACACCCAUGUCUGAAGAGUCUGAAACCCAAUACGAUGUUUUUGAACAGUUGGACAAUUGUCUAGCAAAUCAGGAUGGGGAUGGUCUUGAUCGCAGUGAACAUGUUUUGUAUCAAAAUAAAUUCCACAAUAUUGAGGUUCGACAGUUUUUCAAUUUCGCAUGGGGGGGUCAGAUUCGGGAAUAUGCUGUGUUUUACGUAAUGCUUAUGGACACUUUGAAUGAACUGGUAGAUAGAGUUAGAGCUUAUAGCCAACCAAGGGAUACCUUACAGUUGGAAAUUUUUGGAGACAGUCUGCAGAGCCGUGUGUCGCUUAUUUUAAAUAGGGGUGAAGCAGAUCUUGAUUAAUUUGUUAACCUGCUAGAACGCCUUGUUCAGUCAAAUUUAAACGUGCUAGCAGAUAGGACCCUCAAACUUGUAGUACAAUUAGUCCGGCCACCACAAGGGGGCGGCGGGCAGAGACCUAAACUCGAUAGCCUGAUGCAGUCCGAAAUCAUAAGCAAUAAAAAGGCCUACCUCAUAAUCGUUCACAAUCAUGGUAAUAAGCUAUGCUUUGCCAUAGGUUUGGCCCACUUACUCAGCCCAGGAUGUACAGAGCGCGAAGCGUUACAGAAAGCUCAAGAGCUACAAAAGGCUGUGGGUUUAGGUAUACAGGAGGCUGUGGCUUUCUCCGACAUAGGCAAAUUUGAAAACUUUCUGAAUAUCAAGAUUGUGGUUUUGUACCACAGUAGAGCUAAUGACGCUCUCUUGAAGUUCCAAAAUAUACAAGAGCCACACCCUAAGACUAUGUACUUUUAUGUGCAAAAUGAGCAUUACUAUGCCGUAACUAACAUCACAGCAUUUUUAGGCGCCCCAUAUGUCUGUCCAGCCUGUCAUACCGGCUACACCCGCAAGGGGGGGCACUCGUGCCGUUAUAACUGUUCAGUGUGUCUGGAUAAACAUUGCCCUAUGCAACCGCUAAACUUGACACCCUGUGAGGAUUGUCACCGCACAUGUCGUUCGGCCUACUGUUACGAAAAACACAAAACUGAAACAUGGCACCCCAAGGCCUGUAAAUCUGUAAGCAGUUGUGACAUUAACAAGAAAUGUCCAAAAUGUCAUUGCAAUUACAACCUUAAAAUAGACAGCCCUAAACCCCAUGUUUGUGGUAUUCUACAUUGCCCAAUCUGUAAAGGGCCCUUGAAAAGCAGAGACGCAGAACUUGUUCAAGAAGUAACACAUGAGUGUUACAUUCAGCCCUUGGCUGAAGAUGAACAUACAGAGAAAUAUGUUUUUUAUGAUUUUGAGACAAAUCAGCAAUCAGGGGUUCACUUGCCUAUUUUUGUAUCUACCAUGACUUUCACCGGUGAAAAGUGGUCGGCCGAGGGGCCCGAUUGCGCCCGACUCUUUCUAAAACAUUUUAGAAAGGCCCAGUACAGAAACUUCACGUUUAUUGCUCACAAUGCGCGAGCCUAUGACUCCUAUCUGCUUCUGAACCCUUUGAUACAGCAAGGCGUGGCGCCCAGUGUCAUUGCUCAAGGGAGUAAAAUCUUAUGUUUUGUUGACCACGCCUUCAAACAGAGAUACAUUGACAGCUUAAGCUUCUUACCCAUGAGAUUGGCUCAAAUGCCAGAGGCCUUGGGUUUUGAAAACUCGGUCAAAGGCUAUUUCCCCCACUUCUUCACAUCUGAGGAGAAUCUACAUUAUAUAGGAGCUUAUCCAGCCCCCGAAAUGUACGGUUGUGAUCAAAUGUCUCCCAAAGAGCGUGAGAAAUUCAUGACGUGGUACGAGACAGUAAGACAUGGAACUUUUGAUUUUCAUAAAGAGAUGAAAUCAUACUGUGACAAUGACGUGGUUAUACUACGUGAAGGAUGCCUCAGAUUCAGAGAAGAGGUAAUCAAAGAUGCAGGCAUUGACCCCUGGAGCUGUACAACUAUUGCAUCCGCGUGCAUGAAAACCUAUCGUACACACUAUCUAACUCCAGCAUCUAUAGCGAUCCCAUCGCCAGACAACUACCGACGACAAUUCAAGGCCUACUCUAGUGGCUCCAUUCAAUGGUUGGAGUACCUAGCCCAGGAUAAAAAUGUUUUUAUCCAACAUGCUUUGAAUCGGGGGGAGAAGGCUUUUGGGCCUUACCAUGUAGAUGGAUACACACAGAUUGACGGUGUUGAGACAGUGUAUGAGUACAACGGCUGUUUCUUCCACGGUUGUAAAUUAUGCUUUGUCCCCCAGGCCAUGUGUGUCCUAACCCAAAAGACUUUUGGGGAAAUGUACCAAGAGUUUCAAGACAAACUGAAUUCUUUAAAGGCUACAUACGGGUUAAAAGUUGUGGUUUUGUGGGAACACGAAUGGACAGCCCUGAAAAAGGCGGAUCCUCAUGUUCAGGCCUUCCUUACCCAAUAUGACCCUCCAGAGCCCCUGGAACCGAGACAGGCCUUGUUUGGAGGCAGGACCAAUGCUUUGACAUUGCGUUAUGUAGCUCAACCCGACGAGACAAUAGGCUAUGUAGAUCUUACAUCCCUAUAUCCUCAUGUAAUGAGUUCCUCAUGCUAUCCUAUAGGGCAUCCUGAAAUUAUUCACAGCGACUUUGACGAACCCCAAAAUUAUUUUGGUUUAAUCAAGGCGACUGUCUACCCUCCUAGGGGUCUGUUUAUACCUGUGCUGCCUUACAAGGUGUCUAAAGGAAAACUUUUCUUUCCCCUUUGUCGCACAUGCUGUGAACACAACAACCAGGAAAACCCAUGUGAUCACUCAGAUCAAGAAAGAGCCCUGACCGGUGUCUGGGUCACCGUUGAAUUCUCUAAGGCUUUGGAGAAGGGGUAUCGUGUGGCCAAAAUCUUUGAAGUGUGGAACUUUUCCAGGAAAUCAGACACACUUUUUAAAGAGUACAUCAAGACCUUCUUGAGAUGCAAGCAGAUGGCUUCAGGCUAUCCAGCAUCUGUCACAGAUCAAGAGAGUAAAGAGAAGUACAUUCAAGACUACCAUGACAGAGAAGGCAUACUUCUUGACCCUGACAGAAUACAGGUCAACAAAACCAAAAGAAAUGUUUCGAAAUUGUACUUGAACUCCCUUUGGGGGAAGUUAGCGCAGAGAAGCAAUAUGCUAACAACUUCGAUCAUUAAAGACCCGGAAGAAUUUUUGGAAUUUGUUUUUUUCGGACCAAUGCGAAAUUUCACAUUUUUCAUUCUUGAGUCAAGACAUUGCCUUGGUGCAAUGGCGUCGCAACCCAAAGUGGGUUCUACCCCCAGGUAAUGUAAAUGUGUUUCUUGCAGCAUUUACCACAGCCUAUGCCCGACUUGAACUGUACACCCUCAUGGAACAGCUUCAGCGGCGGGUUUUUUACCACGACACAGACUCUGUGGUCUAUUUAAGCAAGCCGGGGGAUUGGAACCCCCCACUUAGCAACUAUCUUGGGGGUUUAACUAGUGAACUCGCCGAGGGUGACCAUAUCACAGAAUGGUCCUCAUGUGGGCCCAAAAGCUAUGCUUUUAGGACUAAAGACAAUCACGUGGUGUUGAAAGCCAAAGGCGUGACUCAAAACUACGAAAAUGCCCCGCGUGUAAACUUGGAAUCAAUCACGCGUUUGGUCGACGGGUUCGUAAAUGACAAGAAUAGUGACUUGGAGAUUUUGACCUCCUACAACAAAAUAGUGAGGGAUAAAAAGGGGUUCCAUCUAAGAAACGCCCCACUCACUAAAAGAUUCAGGGUAGUCUAUGACAAGAGACGGCUAUUGCCUGACGGUACCACAUUGCCCUUUGGCUACUGACUUAGGCUACAAGCCCCAGUGUGUCUUAAAGCUUAACCUGUUGAGGAUGGGGGCGCUGUUGAGACUAUUUAUGCUAAUUGGGUAAUUUUUGAAACGGCUUCCCACAAAAUCCUUGAUCGUACAAUAUGCAUAUUAUUAUUAUUAUUAGAUAGAAAACAGUCUAUAGUUUCUAUAGGAGUUGAAAUUUUGUCUCUAAGUGGAACAGAGCCCAUUCUACAGCAAUUUCCCUGACAUGGAGUCAGAUUUGAGAAAUGUUGGCCACUGUUCUGAAGUCAGUUAAAAGGGCACUGUUAUUGCUAUGACUAUACGGACACUUCUUACGUCUUCCCCUGGAUGCCUUUACGUGAUGACGAUUCCAAUGGGGUCGAUUGCGCGUUCACAGGCACUACAAAUGAAAAAACCCUGAGGCUAGCAAGUCUUUUCUUGGUGCGUAACGCGCGUGGAGGACUCCGACCCGCUCCUGUUCCAAGCGUUAGUUUAGCCUGUUAUAUUUCUCCGGUCAUCUUUUCACUCGUUAUAGGAGUUAAAAACAUCAUAAGGUAGUUAAUUUAAAGCGUUUUAUAGCAAUUUAUAUCCGUUUAGUGCGAUUUUGGGACAUUUAUUUUUGAAACGAUGUGAAUAGCUGGGCACGCUUUACAAUUCAUCCCGAACGCAGUUGGCAUUUCCACAUGGCAAGAGGACAGCUUUCCACCAAAAGACGAUUACUCCCAAGAAAGGAUCCUUUGCCCAAGAUACUGAUGGAAGAACAGCUCAAGGUAGGACAUUUUUAUUAUGAUAAAUCGUGUUUCUGUCGAAACAUUUUAGUGGCUUAGGACGCCAUGUUUUUUGACGUAGCUUCGCUUGGCGCAAACUGUAUUGAAAAGUAAGGAUAAAUUAAAAAAUGUAAUUCCGCAAUUGUAUUAAGAAUUAAAUUGUCUAUCAAUCCCUGUCCACCCUAUAUUUUUUAGUCACGUUUAUGAGUAUUUAUGUAUAAGAGUAGAUCACUGUCUAAGUGGCGCAAGGACAUUUUGUGACCAGCUGAGCUACAUUUCACAUUGUCUAACCAUGAUUUUGGUGGCUAAAUAUAAACAUUCUCGAUCAAACUCUAUAUGGAUUGUGUAAUAUGAUGUUACAGGAGUGUCAUCGGAAGAAUUCUGAGAAGGUUAGUGAAAAAAUUAAUAUCUUUUGGCGAUGUUGACUUUUAUCGCUCACUUUGGCUAGAAUCAAUGCUGGGCUGCUAUGUGCUAUGUGCUAUGCUAAUAUAACGAUUUAUUGUGUUUUCGCUGUAAGACACUUAGAAAAUCUGAAAUAUUGUCUGUAUUCACAGGAUCUGUGUCUUUCGAUUCGUGUAUGCUGUGUAUUUUUACGAAAUGUUUGAUGAUUAUUAAGUAGGUAAACACGUUGCUCUAAGUAGUUUUUCUAUUCCAUUUGUGACGGUGGGUGCAAUUGUAACCUAUGCCAUCUACCUGAAAUAUGCACUUUUUUCUAACAAAACCUAUCCCAUACCAUAAAUAUGUUAUCAGACUGUCAUCUGAUGAGAUUUUUUGUUGGUUAGGGGCUAUAAAUAUCUUAGUUUAGCCGAAUUGGUGAUGGCUACUGGUGUUGGUGGACAAAUAAAAGAUGGUGGAUUAUGCUAAUGUGUUUUUAGGUAAUAGAUGUACAUCUUUACAUAUUGUGUCUUCCCUGUAAAACAUUUUAAAAAUCGGACAUGUUGACUGGAUUCACAAGAUCUGUGUCUUUCAUUAGCUGUAUUGGACUUUAA
Molecule: messenger RNA, 9794 nt
Organism: Salvelinus fontinalis (brook trout)
Lineage: Eukaryota; Metazoa; Chordata; Actinopteri; Salmoniformes; Salmonidae
Exons: 2
Coding region: 4789-7539 (916 amino acids)
Biological process (GO): DNA replication
Molecular function (GO): DNA-directed DNA polymerase activity; DNA binding; nucleotide binding
Source: RefSeq, a predicted model, not a curated record